This is a messenger RNA of Acaulospora colombiana, 231 nucleotides long. The record is from the annotation of a GenBank genome assembly. NCBI's taxonomy places the organism in Eukaryota, Fungi, Glomeromycota, Glomeromycetes, Diversisporales, Acaulosporaceae.
AUGCAUUUCCCUUCCAAUCUUACGAAACUUCACCCUCUGCUGGUGAACGAGAAAACUGGAGAACCAUAUCUUCAACUUCCUUAUCCUCAUGAUAACAUACGCAUCACUCCUCCAAGGUCAGAUGAUGUAGAUACCACUGUGUCAUAUUUGAAUGAUCCUCGUAUCUACGAACAUUUGGCCGGCCCUCCAUUUCCGUAUACCACCGAAAACGGAAUCCAAUGGAAUAAAAGG